This is a messenger RNA of Artibeus jamaicensis (Jamaican fruit-eating bat), 2194 nucleotides long. RefSeq names its product glucagon receptor (gene GCGR). Gene Ontology annotation, molecular function: glucagon receptor activity; peptide hormone binding. Gene Ontology annotation, biological process: cell surface receptor signaling pathway; adenylate cyclase-activating G protein-coupled receptor signaling pathway. The record is from RefSeq and is a predicted model, not a curated record. Gene Ontology annotation, cellular component: plasma membrane. The transcript has 14 exons. NCBI's taxonomy places the organism in Eukaryota, Metazoa, Chordata, Mammalia, Chiroptera, Phyllostomidae. Bases 601 to 2007 code for a protein of 468 amino acids.
GAGAGGACAGGGGCCCUGAGACCCCGCUUAAUGGGGCGCCCUUGGGGCCGCCCGUCCGGCCCGCCUGCGCUCAGCCCGGCCCGCUCCGCGGCGCGCUGGGUGGAGGCGUCACCAGGAGCCGCCGUGGGGUGCGUGGGGGUCAGUCCUUCCAGCAAAUCAGCGCGACGCCCGGGGCAGCGGCGGUGAGGACCGGGGACCAGAGGGAGAGACAGGAGCGGGCGCCGCGCCCCCACCUGUGCGUCCUCUGGCUCCUGGUUCGGCGUCUGGGCGCCACGUCCGCCGGGACCGAGGGGGCGAGUCCGCGGGGCAGGAGCCGGGGCGCCGCCAGGAGGAGCGGGGCGCGAGCUCGGACCCUCGGCCGCCGCUCGGCCCCGCCCGCGCCCCCGCCCCUGCCGCCCCCGCCGCCCAGCGGGCCUGAAAGUUUGCGCGCGGCUGGCUCGGGGCGCGGGCGCGUAGCCGGUGAGGAGCGCGGAGCCCGACCGGAGCAGCGCGCCCCUGCUGCCCUGACCCCGGCAGCCCCAGGAGCCUGUGAGCCCACGAGGACCCUCUGCCUCAGCCGUGCAGCCCCAGCCAGAUGCGGGGGGUGGCUGCCCAGAGGCAAUGCCCCCCACCCAGCCUUGCCCCAGCCCCCUCCUCCUGCUGCUGCUGCUGGCCUGCCAGCCACAGGCCCCAUCUGCCCAGGUGAUGGACUUCCUGCUGGAGAAGUGGAAGCUCUAUGGGGACCAGUGUCUGCACAACCUGAGCCUGCUGCCGCCCCCCACAGAGCUGGUCUGUAACAGAACCUUCGACAAGUACUCCUGCUGGCCCGACACGCCUCCCAACACCACAGCCCGCAUCUCUUGCCCCUGGUACCUGCCCUGGUACCACAAAGUUCAGCACGGCUUUGUCUACAAGAGAUGUGGCCCCGACGGGCAGUGGGUGCGUGGGCCGCAGGGGCAGCCGCUGAGAAACGCCUCCCAGUGCCAGAUGGACGAGGACGAGGUUAAGGUCCAGAAGGAGGUGGCCAAGCUGUACGGAGCCUCCCAGGUGAUGUACACUGUGGGCUACUGCCUCUCGCUGGGGGCGCUGCUGCUGGCCCUGGCCAUCCUGCUGGGCCUCAGGAGGCUGCACUGCACCCGCAACUACAUCCACGCGAACCUGUUCGUGUCCUUCGUGCUCAGGGCCAGCUCUGUGCUGGCCACGGACGCCCUGCUCAGGACCCGCUACAGCCAGCAGAUCGGUGACGACCUCAGCGUGCGCAGCUGGCUGAGUGGCGGGUACGGAGUGGUCGCCAACUACUGCUGGCUGCUGGUGGAGGGUCUGUACCUGCACAGCCUGCUGGGCCUCGCCGCUGGCCCCGAGAGGAGCCUCUUCGCCCUCUACGUGGGCGUUGGCUGGGGCACCCCCAUGCUGUUCGUGGUGCCCUGGGCCGUGGUCAAGUGUCUGUUCGAGAAUGUCCAGUGCUGGACCAGCAACGACAACAUGGCCUUUUGGUGGAUCCCACGCCUUCCCGUCUUCCUGGCCAUUCUGAUCAAUUUCUUCAUUUUCAUCCGCAUCCUUCACAUCCUCCUGGCCAAGCUGCGUGCCCACCAGAUGCGCCGCAACGACUACAAAUUCCGGCUGGCCAAGUCCACACUGACCCUCAUCCCCCUGCUGGGAGUCCACGAGGUGGUGUUCGCCUUCGUGACGGACGAGCACGCCCAGGGCGCCCUGCGCUUCGCCAAGCUCUUCUUCGACCUGUUUCUCAGCUCCUUCCAGGGCCUGCUGGUGGCUGUCCUCUACUGCUUCCUCAAUAAGGAGGUGCAGGCAGAGCUGCUGCGGAGCUGGCGCCGUUGGCGCGUGGGCAAGGCUCUUCGGGAGGAACACCGGGGCAGCGGCCGCCCAGCCUCGGCCCGGCCCACCAGCGGAGGCGCCACCCAGAAGCUGCUGUUCUCCAGGGGCCGGGCCAGCAGCGGGGCCAGCCAGGAUCCCUCUGCAGGGACCCACGCGGCCAUCAGCCUCCCCGGGUUGGCCGACAGCCCUUUCUGAAGCCCUCAGAGCCCCACCUGGGGCUGGACUCAGGAGCCGAAAGAGCAGCAACAAACAAUUCAGACCUCAGCCCACUCUCCCAGAGUCUGGGGGAGCCGGAGGGGCCCCAGGGCGGUGGGUCCCGAGUGUCUGAGAGUCAGGCGUGGAGGGGAGGUGCCCUCCAACAAUAAAGCACUGUGCUCCCCGG